CUUUUCUCGCAGAAACAUUCCGAAUGGAACGUAUCCGAUUGAGAACCUGAUAGACGGUGCUAUAGGUUCCCGGGAAACAACAGGCACAGCCAUCCCAGGCUGCUCUAUUUCUAUCGCAUGUCCAAUUCUACGAGAAGGGUCUGGACCAAGGAUUUCAGAAAUAUAGAGUCUUCUUCAAUACGUUCCUUAAUUCAUCAACGGGAGUCACUGGAUCUGUAGUUCUUAC
Molecule: messenger RNA, 226 nt
Organism: Trichoderma asperellum CBS 433.97
Lineage: Eukaryota; Fungi; Ascomycota; Sordariomycetes; Hypocreales; Hypocreaceae
Source: RefSeq, a predicted model, not a curated record